CGAAGAUGACGAGAGAGAUCAUGAGAGUGACGCAAAUCGUGAGAGAGAUCGUAAUGAGAGGAGUCGUAAUAAUCGGCAUAAUUGUAAGAGGAGUGAAGAUAAUCGUCAGAGUGAUGAAGAAGACAAGA
This is a messenger RNA of Dentiscutata heterogama, 128 nucleotides long. NCBI's taxonomy places the organism in Eukaryota, Fungi, Glomeromycota, Glomeromycetes, Diversisporales, Gigasporaceae. The record is from the annotation of a GenBank genome assembly.